AUGACUACCUACCUGGACACGAGGCUGAAGCCAGGGAAAGAUCAUUAUCUAGCUAUUGGCUUGGAGGGAUCUGCCAAUAAGCUUGGAGUGGGAAUCAUACGCCACCCCAAAGGGGAACUAUCUGAUUCCAAUAAGGCAGUUAUUCUUUCGAACGUUCGAGAUACCUAUAUAACUCCUCCAGGAGAAGGCUUUUUACCAAGAGAUACAGCUAGACAUCAUCGCAACUGGGUUGUUAGAGUCAUUAAGAAUGCUUUAAAAGAUGCGCAAGUGGCUCCUUCAGAUUUAGAUGCUAUCUGUUUUACACAGGGGCCAGGGAUGGGGGCUCCAUUGCAGAGUGUUGCAGUAGCUGCACGGAUGAUUUCACAACUAUGGCAUCUACCUCUGGUAGGAGUAAACCAUUGCAUUGGCCAUAUUGAGAUGGGCAGGGAGAUUACAAAUGCCCAUAAUCCUGUGGUGCUGUAUGUCAGUGGUGGCAACACACAAAUCAUUGCUUACUCCAGACAAAAAUACCGUAUAUUUGGAGAAACGCUGGAUAUUGCCAUAGGGAACUGUUUAGAUAGAUUUGCCAGAACUCUGAAGAUCUCUAAUAAUCCAUCCCCAGGAUACAACAUCGAACAAUUGGCAAAAAAGGGUAAGAACCUCGUUGAGUUGCCGUACACAGUAAAAGGUAUGGACUUGUCAAUGUCAGGUAUAUUGGAAUUUAUUGAUAAUCUGGCCAAGGAUCUAUUUGCUAAUAAAAAGAACAAGCUCCUGGUGACUAGCGAUGGGAGUAAGAUUACUGUUGAAGAUCUCUGUUUUUCAUUGCAGGAGUGUCUUUUUGCCAUGCUGGUAGAGAUCACUGAACGAGCCAUGGCGCAUGUCAACUCGAACCAGGUAUUAAUCGUUGGUGGAGUUGGAUGCAAUGAGAGGUUACAGCAAAUGAUGGAGAUAAUGGUCAAGGAUCGAAAUGGAUCGAUUUAUGCUACUGAUGAACGUUUUUGUAUUGACAAUGGUAUCAUGAUUGCUCAUGCUGGAUUGUUGCAGUAUCGAAUGGGUGAUGUCACGGAUAUAAAAGAUACUGUUUGUACCCAGAAAUUCCGCACAGACGAAGUUUGGGUUAAGUGGAGGCUUGAUUAA
Komagataella phaffii GS115 is the source of this 1116-nucleotide messenger RNA. RefSeq names its product Putative glycoprotease proposed to be in transcription as a component of the EKC protein complex wit. The record is from RefSeq and is a predicted model, not a curated record. Gene Ontology annotation, biological process: tRNA threonylcarbamoyladenosine modification. Gene Ontology annotation, cellular component: cytoplasm; EKC/KEOPS complex. The coding region runs from base 1 to 1116 and encodes 371 amino acids. Lineage: Eukaryota; Fungi; Ascomycota; Pichiomycetes; Pichiales; Pichiaceae. The transcript has a single exon.